GCAUUAUCUGUUCUGACUGAAGCGUCGUUUGGUGGGAGAUCGGGUUCGAUAGGUAUCCGGAAUCGGCGGCGACGGGAAUGGAGCCAAUGGCGCCAGGACCUCCUGCAACAACCAACUUGUUUCAACCUCCUCGCAGGCCAGGACUUGGUACAGUAGGGAAGCCAAUUCGUCUGUUGGCCAAUCAUUUUCAAGUUCAAAUCCCUAAAAUUGAUGUUUACCAUUAUGAAGUGGAUAUCAAACCAGAGAAACGUCCCCGCAGGGUCAACAGAGAAGUGGUCGAUACAAUGGUACGACACUUCAAGAUGCAAAUUUUUGGAGAUCGACAGCCAGGUUAUGAUGGGAAAAGGAAUAUGUACACUGCAAAUCCAUUACCUAUUGGGCGAGAGAGGGUUGACUUGGAAGUGACCCUCCCAGGGGAAGGCAAAGAUCAGACAUUCAAGGUUUCCAUACAAUGGGUGUCAGUGGUCAGUCUGCAGUUACUCUUAGAAGCUUUGGCAGGGCGUCUAAAUGAAGUUCCGGAGGAUUGUGUCCAGGCACUUGAUGUUGUCACAAGACAUCUUCCCUCAAUGAGGUAUACCCCAGUGGGUCGUUCCUUUUUCUCUCCUCCAGAGGGUUACUAUCACCCACUGGGAGGAGGUCGAGAAGUUUGGUUUGGUUUCCAUCAAUCUGUUCGACCAGCCAUGUGGAAUAUGAUGUUAAACAUUGAUGUGUCUGCGACAGCUUUUUACAGAGCUCAACCAGUCAUUGAGUUCAUGUGUGAGGUAUUAGACAUUCAGAAUAUCAAUGAGCAAAAUAAACCACUGACUGACUCUCAGCGUGUGAAAUUUACCAAAGAAAUAAGAGGUCUAAAAGUGGAGGUGACUCAUUGUGGACAGAUGAAAAGAAAGUAUAGAGUAUGUAAUGUCACCCGCCGGCCGGCCAGUCACCAGACGUUUCCUCUGCAGCUGGAGAAUGGGCAAGCAAUGGAAUGUACAGUGGCACAAUACUUCAAACAAAAAUACAACUUGCAACUUAAGUAUCCCCAUCUACCUUGUCUACAGGUGGGACAGGAGCAGAAGCACACCUAUCUGCCACUUGAGGUAUGUAACAUUGUAGCUGGGCAACGUUGUAUCAAGAAACUAACAGACAAUCAGACAUCAACAAUGAUCAAAGCAACAGCACGAUCAGCGCCCGACCGACAAGAGGAGAUUAGUCGUCUGGUGAAGAGUAACAGUAUGAUUGGCGGGCCAGAUCCAUAUCUAAAGGAGUUUGGUAUUGUCGUUCAUAAUGAAAUGACUGAGGUGACAGGUCGUGUGCUGCCUGCACCGAUGCUCCAGUAUGGAGGCAGGGUAAGUCUGAUGUUGGACGGAAGCAGCUGGAAUUGUGAAUGCACAGGACUUGAAAAUAAGACUGUUGCUACCCCAAACCAGGGGGUAUGGGACAUGAGAGGCAAACAGUUCUAUGCUGGCAUUGAGAUUAAAGUCUGGGCAGUUGCCUGCUUUGCACCACAGAAACAGUGCCGGGAGGAAGUUCUAAAGAAUUUUACUGAUCAACUACGUAAAAUUUCCAAAGAUGCUGGAAUGCCUAUUCAGGGUCAGCCAUGUUUCUGUAAAUAUGCACAAGGUGCAGACAGUGUAGAACCGAUGUUUAAGCACUUGAAGAUGACUUAUGUUGGUCUGCAAUUGAUUGUAGUCAUCCUCCCCGGGAAGACUCCUGUUUAUGCUGAAGUAAAACGUGUGGGAGACACGUUGUUGGGAAUGGCCACGCAGUGUGUUCAGGUGAAGAAUGUAGUCAAAACAUCCCCCCAGACAUUAUCAAAUCUUUGCUUGAAGAUUAAUGCAAAACUUGGUGGAAUAAAUAAUGUCCUCGUACCUCACCAGCGACCAUCUGUAUUCCAGCAACCAGUCAUCUUCUUGGGAGCUGAUGUCACACACCCACCAGCUGGAGAUGGCAAGAAACCCUCAAUUGCUGCAGUGGUUGGUAGUAUGGAUGGACAUCCCAGUCGAUACUGUGCAACAGUGCGUGUGCAGACAUCAAGGCAAGAAACAUCUCAGGACCUUCUCUUCAGUCAAGAAGUAAUCCAGGAUCUGUCCAACAUGGUGCGUGAGCUUCUAAUUCAGUUUUACAAGUCAACUCGCUUCAAGCCUACACGUAUCAUCUACUACAGGGGUGGAGUAUCUGAAGGACAAAUGAAACAGGUUGCCUGGCCUGAGCUUAUUGCUAUUCGAAAAGCCUGUAUUAGUUUAGAGGAAGACUACAGACCUGGCAUAACGUACCUUGUUGUUCAAAAACGACACCAUACUCGACUAUUCUGUGCUGACAGAAGUGAAAGGGUGGGUAAAAGUGGCAAUGUCCCUGCUGGUACAACUGUGGAUAGCACCAUCACCCAUCCUUCUGAAUUUGAUUUCUACCUUUGUAGUCAUGCAGGAAUUCAGGGUACCAGUCGUCCUUCGCACUAUCAUGUCCUGUGGGAUGACAACUGCUUUUCAGCGGAUGAACUGCAGCUUUUGACGUAUCAACUAUGUCAUACAUAUGUACGUUGCACACGCUCUGUUUCAAUCCCUGCACCAGCAUAUUAUGCCAGACUGGUUGCAUUUAGAGCAAGAUACCAUCUUGUCGAUAAGGAUCAUGACAGUGCUGAAGGAAGCCACAUCUCUGGACAGAGCAAUGGUCGGGAUCCACUGGCACUUGCCAAGGCUGUACAGGUCCACCAUGAUACCCAGCAUACAAUGUACUUUGCAUAAAACCUGCUGAAGUUUCCAGCCAUUUCCAGCAUAUUGUGCUGUUCUGAAACGUCCUUAGUGCUUUUUUUAUAUAAACUUGUAAGGGCCAAGCAGGUUUCAGACAGCAAUCUACCAGCGAAAAAGAUGCAAUGCACUGAAUGACUCAUUUAAAUAAUUAGUAUUUAAAUGCACAGAGAAAUGAGCCAUUGUUCUUCAUAAUCUAUCAGAAGCACUAUACAAGGACAACUGUGGUGGUUUUUUUUCCCCACCAUAAUGAUUUUAUAUUUUUUACCUCAAGGCUAGAAGGCUGAACAUCAUAGGGGAAAAUUGCAUGAAUGACUUUGAUUGUUACUACAUUCAGUAGCAAGAUUUGAUAUUGUGUGUUUUCUUUCUCUGUUUAUACGAGGUAACACUGUUGUAAAACUCCUAUCUAUUUUUAAUCUUUUACAAAAGGACUCUAUGUGUUUUUGUGUGUGUAUCUGUGUGUGUGUAUAUAAGUGUGUGAGAGCAAGAGAAAGAGAGAGAGAGAGAUGGGCAUUAGGGAUUCUUUAUAGCUAGUUCAAGUCUCUCAAUUGUGCAACAGUUUCGAAGGGAAUCCUUGAAACUGUACAACUAUAAAGGUGCAAAGUGUUUCCAAACUAUACAAGUACAGGCAACCAGCAUUAUGCACUCAUAAUUGCAAAGUUGUUCUUAUGGUCCAUCUUUGCAAGGCUUAAGUUCUUGUGAUUUGGCUUGUUCAGAGAUCGGGCUGUUACCCAUAUGGUUGAGGUUUGUGGUAGAAUAUAAAAGGAAGUUUAAGUGUAAAUAAAUCCAAUAUUUAUCAUUAAAUAAAUUAUUUUAGACCCUGUGGUUCUGAAAUGUUUUGGUACCAGCAUUGAAAAAAUCCUCCCAAUAUGUAAAAUAUCAGAUGUACCAGUCCUAUUAAUGGGUGUCCUACAUCAUUGCCUCAAUCCAUUUGGUGAUCUUUUCAUUGUUUGAUUUCUUUUGAUGCAUAAUGGCCAUCAGUGUGGUCUGACCCCAGUUGCUGUGAACUACCCAACCACAACAUAUUUCCCAUAUUUAUUUAAUGACAGGUCAGUCAUGAACAGAUUGUCAGUCAUCUUGGCAGCCCCUUUUGCCACUGAUAAACUCCAUUCCUUGUACUAGUGAAUUUAAUUUGUUUUUAAAUAGGAAUUUUGCACUACAAGCUUAAUCUUUGUGAUUUUUACCUUAAACCUUGAUUGUAGCUGAACUUAGUACAAUUCUUUCAUAUGCAAUUGAUGGACAAAGUUCCUCAUUAGAAUUACAUUUGACACAAGUAAGUUAGUAAUUAGGAAAAGAUGCUCAAUAGAAUAAUAUAUAUGCUGUGGAGUGUACUGUACUUGCAUAUUUUGAAAGAAAACAAUCCUUUAAUUUUUUAUGCAACAUUUUAAAUUGUACUCGUCAGGUUUUUUUUGCUGUUGUUCAUCAGCAUCAGAAGCUUCUAAGCAUUGAUAGUUUGCUGUAAGUUUUCAGUGGAGUAACAUCUAGAUACCUACUUGAUUGAUUAUUGCAGAAACCAGUAUGGUGCUUGAAAAAUACUUGACUGUAUUUAUAUUGAGGCUUUUGCCAGCUGGACUGUCCAUGAUCACUUUAUAGCUUAGGGAAGAAAGAUAUGGUCAGCUGUACUCAGAAGAAGACCAAAACUGUGGUUAUAAUACUACAGUUCACUCUUGGAAGAGAUAUUUUAAUUUGUAAUUGCAGUGGUCUUUUUUAUUUGAAGUUGAGCAUACUUUUUGCAUUUGAAGUUUUGUGCAAUAUAUGUUUAAAAACCUUCAACUGCAAGGCACAGGCAAAGGCUGUAGAAAAGGGUUUUGUUGGCUAAGCAUAUGGGCAAUUAAAAAGCAGUAAUUUAAAAUUUCCAGUUUGGUUCUCAAGGAUCUUGGUAAGGGAUAUUGAUUUAUUAUGUGGUUCCACAUCCUCGUAUGCAGUUUUUCAUGGGUUGUGACCUUUGUCUUUUUGUAGCAUAGGAAUGUUUUGUUUUCUAAGCAAGCAAAGCAGCAUUUUCCUAAACUAGCUUAUAAGACUGCAUCAGGAGAGUAAAUCUUGGUUUUAUUCAUUCAAUCAUGACACAAAAAAAUUAUACAGCUCCAUACAAUUUUUAAAAGCUAGCUUUUCAUUUAGUUUAUUUCAGCAUUCCAUCGAUGAAGGUACUAAUAAGGAAUCUUAAUCUUGAAAUAUUUUUGUUGGGCUACUUCUGAUGCAACAGUUGAUUGUUAUUUUUAAAAAAGACAAUGUAUGGUUUAUCUGAUCUUCGGAUGAAUCCUUUUGUAACAACAGUCAAAAUAAUUUAUCAAAUAAUGUCCUUUCCCUUAACACUUAAAAUUAUUUUUUGACACUUGAAAUGACUGUAUACAACUGUUUAACUCAGUGACCUGUUGUAUUUUUAUUACCGUAUCUGUCUGACAUUACAUUCAAACUUUAUCAUUUUUCAAAUGGCAAAAUAUAAUUUUAGUUUCUAAAUUGGGAUUUUGCUGACAGUUGUAUCCAACUAGAAACAAGAUUUUUGACUUGUCUAUGGAAACUUUAUAAUACACUUUGCAGUAUGUGUUGCUGAGGAAAUGGUUAUAUAUUCAACAAACUUCUAAAGGGAUACUGGGGUUAUAACAAUGGCAGUAAUUUGAGCAGUAAGGAGGCCAUGUUACUUAUCGCUUGACUGAACUUGCACUUUUUAAUAAAUUGUGUUUUUCAACUUUUUUGGAUUAUACCAUUGAUACAACUACAGUAUAGUUUACAGUAUUCCAGUCUAUAGAAAGUUUUUUUAAAAUUAAGUUGAAGUACAUCUUCUGUCUUCAACACUUUUUCAGUCUUAAUGCAGUGAAUUUUUACCAGCAGACUGAUGCUUUAUGGUAUUCAGCCACCAGUAUUUUGUAGCCAAUUUUCCAAACUAGCUUUCGUAUUGUGAAAUGCCUCUACUUUCCAGAAUAGACUGCUUGAACUAGACGUUGCCUAGGAAAAUAGAGGAUAGAGAUCGUAAAAACAAUAAUUUUAAAGAACAUAAAUAUCAGUAAUUUUCAGAAUUCAUCUUUGAAAUGGCUCUCCAUAAAAAUGCCACUUCCUGUUUCCUAAAUACAGGAGACAACCAUCAGGUCUUAAGACUGUGUAGAGAGGCAAGUUUUACUGAGGGUGUAUUUAUACUUCAGUCAAUAUCAGUUGUAUUAAAUUUCUAUGAUAUUGGAUCCAUGUCUUCAAAAGAACACCAGAAUAGUUUUGCAAAUAUAAAAUGCAGACUGCUGGGACUUCAAUGUAUUGCAGUAUUCUAUUUCUAUUUGUUUACUCUUAGAUAGUCAAAUGACCAUCUAAAUUUCAAUAACCGUCGUAAGAUUGAUCCGAGGCAGAAGUUGUAAUUAAGAAUGAGAGUAAUUGACAUUUAUUUUUACAUUUUUUAAUUUGUAAGGAUAUGGUAAAUGCUGCUCAAGUUAUGAGUGUGCCUGUUUUAAUCUGGUUUUUAUUUCCUGCAUGCAGAAUUUAAAUACCAGGAUGCAGUCAAAUAAUAUAAACUUUUGACUGUAUUCCAUAAAUACAAAAUCAAUUUCAAUUUUUUUGGGGGGGAGGAGGGUGGAUAUGAAUUUGUAGCUUUAUGACUGGAACCACAAGAUGAUUUUUGAAGUUAUAAAUGGUCUAUAACAAUAUUUCCCACCAGCUAAAAUCAUUGUAUUUGAAAAUUUGUAUAAAGACUGGAAGUUUAUUUCAUAAUAAAAUUAUGUUUCUCUGCUCAUAACUGAGAAGCAUGAGUGUACCUGCUGAAAAAUGAAUAUCUAAUGGUGCAAUCUAGAAAUCAAACUGAUUAAAACAGUUACUGAGAAAGUGUAACAGUUUGGUGAUCCAUUGUUAACUUCACAAGUCUGAUACCUAUCUGCAGUUUGACUGAAUAAUUUUACUAAAACAUGGAAUUUUACCAAUUUCAAGUUGGUGUGCUAAAUUGUGGUGCAGUGAAUAAAAAUGUUUGCAAUUUGUUUAGAAACAAAAAGUAGACAUAAGUAUUAAUGUCAUUCUUUGCAUUGACCAUAUUCAUACGUACAUAUAAUGCACAUUGGAUGAAAAAAAAUGUUAAUGUGCAGAAGGCACUAUUCAAUUAUUAUGCCUGCACUAUUUACAGACAGCUGUCGUUCUACUCUAUACUUCUGCAUUGUCCCACGCUAUUUUGACAUUUGUUACGGUCUCCCUGUUUUUUUAUAAAUGUUUCUUCCAACGCGCCAUUUUGUUGUAAAUUUAAACCAUUACCAUCUUGCCGACUAUGGCUUUUGAUCAAAGUGUUUAUUUAUUCAUAUGACAUAACAAAAAUCCUUCUGAUUUAUAUUCAUUCAAGGCAUUCAUUUGAUUCUGUUGUCCUCUUUGUCCCAUUUCUGAUUUUUUUUUACUAUAAAUAAUUUGAAUAAUCCAUGCAGUCAGUUCAUCCUUCUGCCUUGAAACAAGCAUAUUGCUUCUAAUAUACAAAAAAAAAGCUACCUUAAAAUAAACACAAUGUUGAAAAUAUUCAGCAGAUCAUACAGAGAGAGCUGGUGUUGGUGUUUCAGGUCAAUGGUCUUUUUUUCUGCUGAGUAUUUCCAGCGAUUUCUAUUUUUGUUACGGAUUUCCAGCAUGGUUUCAAUCCUGUUAUGCCAGAUUUAGAUUUGUGAUUUAGUGAAGCAUUAAGUAUUUAUUGAUUUAAAUAAUUACAUUAAGAUCUAGCCAUAAAUUUGCACACAUGUCCAUUUAUGGCGUCAUUGUUGAAAGUCCCAGUUAAUUACAAUUUACUUGAUUUUUAUUCCAGUUUUCAAGAGUUUUUAUUCCUUCCACUACUCCAAUUAUAAAAAUGAAUGGUAUAUCAAGUAGAGUUGGUGAUUCACCUCUAGCAGCCCAAUUUCCAUCCUGAUUCCCACUGCUAUCUGUGCAGCAUAUACAUGCUCUUCCUAUUAUGACAUGGCUUCUCCAGGUAUUCCAGCUUCCCCUCAUGUCUCUAAAGAUAUGUUAGUUGCUAGAUUAAUUGUCUACCCUAAGUAUAGCUGGGUAGAAGACAAUCAGAAAAGUGGUAGUAGGAGAACCAGAGGGGUGGGGUGAAGGGCAUGCAGGAGAGAACGGGUAACAGGGAUAUAACUGGGGGACUGGGAUUGGUGGGAUUGCUCAGAUAGCUCACCUAGAUUCAAUGGGCAGCAUAGCUUCCUACAAAAUAAGGAAAUAUAGUAUAACAACAGUUUGCAUCACAAUGAGUAUUAAUUAUUUUUUGUGCCAUAUUUUGCAUUAGAUGACAGGAAAAUAGAGAGAUUGGCUGUGAGUAGGGAUGAACCACCUUGAUGAUCGGUAGGUUCAGCAGCUCCAGACUGGAUGCUGGUACUUUAAGCAUGGCUACAGGACCAUAGAUCACUCUACGUUAUUAGCCAAUGAUACCCAGAGGCAGACUGUCCUUCAGGAAUCAGUGUAUUUAAUCAUCAAUGGAAUUCAGUACCUGGAAAAUUAUUUUAAGGUGUGGAAGCUGCAUAUUCUUUGCAAUACUUAAGUGGAAGGCUAACAAAUCAAUUUUAAGUACAUCAUGAGCCCUAAUUUUUCCAGUUUCCAAUUGCUAUGAGUAUUGUUGAGAAUAGAAAGCAUCAAUAAAGAAUAUCAUGAGUGAAUUACUUAUUACCAAUUAUAGUAGUUUUAUUGCAGUUUUCAUCUUGUUAACCUGCCCAGAAGGAUUAUCAUUCUGAAAUUCUCUCGUACUGUUUUGUUUUCCUUUCUAAAUUGGCUCUUGUCAUCUAUCAGUGAUAGAUUUCUUAAUGAAUGCACCACCGUAAAAUUUUAUAAAUGCCCUAAUGUAUGUUGUCAUUUUAAAAUUGAUCAUUGCAUGUUUUGUGAUAUACAUUCAUAAUGUUUUCGGAUAAUGAUUUUUAUAUGAGGUGAAGUUGAGAGGGUUUGGGUUUUGCAGAAAAAAAAACUGGAGUCUAGAAUUUGUAAGUAAUAUUGUAAAUUAGCCUGGUAAUCAUGCAUUUAAUGCCCUAGCCCUUGCUGUUUGAAAAUACUUUGAAGGUAUUUCAUGCUGCAUAGUUCUGCUGUAAACAAUUUUUGUGUAAUUCAUUGGGAAAGCUGUUGAUAAGAUGUAUGCAUUCUUCAAUGAAGUUGGAAAAGCUUUUCUUUUUGUUUACAUGUUUAGAUAAGUGCUGUUUUGAUUAUUUUAUUGAUUUUGUGUCUACCAAUACGAGGUACUCUCUUGAACUGUAGGAAUGGAAACUGUGUGGUAACCUCUAAUGGUAAAAGAAGUUGGCUGAUUGAAUUGCAAGUCUAUUGCAAUAUGACUUUUAGUCUGCAGGGACAAUUUGUGUUCACAUGACAAUAAAAAGUGGUAUUUUUAUGCCGAAACUUGUAAA
Molecule: messenger RNA, 9043 nt
Organism: Mobula hypostoma (lesser devil ray)
Lineage: Eukaryota; Metazoa; Chordata; Chondrichthyes; Myliobatiformes; Myliobatidae
Product: protein argonaute-4
Exons: 19
Coding region: 78-2723 (881 amino acids)
Biological process (GO): regulatory ncRNA-mediated post-transcriptional gene silencing
Molecular function (GO): miRNA binding; protein binding; RNA endonuclease activity
Source: RefSeq, a predicted model, not a curated record